AUGGCAGAUUUAGGAACACAAAAUGAAUCACUUGCUUUAUAUCGGUAUCUAUGUCAGCAUAUUGUUGGAACGGAAGAAUACGUUAAAACAAUACGAAUGAUGAUAACUGUCAGGGACAAUUUUGCAAAUACUGAGGACUUUAAGACGAUUACCAGUGGAAGUUUUGGAGAAGGACUACACAUGCGAGGUAGUGACCUAGAUGUCAUGAUUGUUUGUAGCUUUUGUGAGAUACCCCAAGACACGAACUUUCUGUUCAAGUCUGAUAACAUUUAUUUUGCAAUGGAAACAGAUGAUAUCCAACCAGGUUUCACUCAGUUGCGUCUACUGUACAGUUAUGAUGGUUAUAUGUAUAAAUUAUGUGAAAAAAGAGGACAGGACUUUUACAUCUCAAGCACUGUAUUUAAACAACAAGUUGUGACAAAUAAGUUCCCGAUUGUUCAUGGACCGUGUGUUUCCGAUAAGAAAGGUCGUUUUGACUUUGCAUUAUGCUGCCAUACUAAAUUAUGGAUAAAACCAGCAAUGCAAUGGAUAACACGAUCAAAUAACGGGUGGCCUGCGACAAAUGUGAAACAGUCUAUAGUUAAACACGGCAUUAUUUGCGUACCAAUAGGUCUUCAAGGGUCUACAAAUAACGAUUUAGCAUGGAGAUUGUCGUUUUCUGUUGGUGAAAAAUUCUUAACUUAUACUUUUACACACACACAAUUACUUUGCUAUGCUCUGAUGAAAAUUAUUUUCAAAGAUUUAUUGGAAUCGGACUUAGACUGUCAUGGGUUACUUUGUUCAUAUUUCAUGAAGACGAUUGUAUUCUGGAUUUCGGAAGAAAUUUCGCCUUCAGUCUGGAGACCGGACAACUUAAUAUCUUGUUUUAUGAGAUGUUUUAGACGACUAAUAUAUUGUGUUCAAAACUCAAUUUGUCCGCAUUACUUCAUUCCUGAGAAUAAUCUAUUUGAAAAUAAGAUAAAAGGACAUGCAAAGGAAAUUCUCUUGAAUAAACUGAAUAUCUUAAAUAGUUAUGAUUGGCAAUGCAUCUUAUUUUCACAUCAGUUUUCGAAAUAUAAUGAAUUAUUAUUUCGAUCGCUAAAAGAACCAAAUUAUGGACGUGUUGACGGAAUACAAAAAUUAUUAUUUACUAUAAUUAAUGUGUCAGAUUGCAAGUAUAGUAAAUUUACUUUAGAACAGGGAAUUCGUAUUGCAUUUUCGUUUGAAAAUUUCAAAAUAAAACAAUUUCAUUUGUACUAUAUUUCUAAAAUGUGUAGCGUUAUUGCGCAAUCAUUUACAAUCAAGAAUAUUUCCAGUAAUAAAUCUACUUACAAGCAACACAAUCUCUGCAUACGUAGCUUGUUACUAAAUUUACAUCAUGAUGCUGUAUCUGGGUGGCUACUGUUAGCAUCGUUUUUCUACAAGACAAGACAGUACAACCUAUCUAUCUACAUUAUCCAGUAUAUUUUAUCAAAAUGUACACUGGAGAAAAUGCAUCCAUUAAUGAAUCUAUCAUACAUGCAUCACGAACUAUUAGAUGAGGUUGUACGAAAGAAAAUAAAAAUUAGUGACAGUGAUGUACUAACUGUAUUUGAGAAGAGACGUUCUUGGUUAGAUUAA
Molecule: messenger RNA, 1599 nt
Organism: Mytilus trossulus (common blue mussel)
Lineage: Eukaryota; Metazoa; Mollusca; Bivalvia; Mytilida; Mytilidae
Exons: 3
Coding region: 1-1599 (532 amino acids)
Source: RefSeq, a predicted model, not a curated record